Messenger RNA from Blepharisma stoltei, 2345 nucleotides. The record is from the annotation of a GenBank genome assembly. Lineage: Eukaryota; Ciliophora; Heterotrichea; Heterotrichida; Blepharismidae.
AUGGGAUUGACUUGGCUUCUUUCAUUGCCAGCUCUUUUAGUAGCAGCUUCUUAUUUUGAUAGCCCAUAUGUUGAAGUUUUAAGCAGAAAUAACUUUGAUGAAGAAGUUUUGAAGUCUACUGAUAUUUGGUUUAUCAAUUUCAUAUCAGCAAAUGACCAAAAAAGCCAAAGAUUAGCGCCUAAAUGAAAUAAGGCAGCAGAAGAAUAUAAGGGGAAAGUCAGGUUUGGAAUAGUUGACAUGACAGAUGAUCAAUCAAUUGGCUCCCGCUAUGGAGUAACUUACCCCCACAAUGCUUGCUACUGAGGAGUCGUUUUUUUUUCCUUGAUAUAUAAAUUUUGAUAUUAUUUUUUUCUAAAUUUAAAGAUAUAUAUAUCAGAAUAUUAUAAAAAAUGCUUAUUAACGAGGGUAGUUUUACCCUGAUAGAAGGGAUUUUUCAAAUGCUUUUACAUCUUCAUAGAGGGAAGUUAUUAUCCUACUAUUAAGUUUUUUGGAAUUGAUAAAUCUCAGCCUCCAAAUAAUUAUUAUCCUGGUAAAAAAUUUGAAGAUAACAUGAAAGAGGCUUAUAGGUUCGCAAUCAGUCAAAUUGAGAAACUUAGCAUUGAAAAUAAGCCGCAGCCUCCAAGUGAGCCUCCAAAAAUCCAGGAAAAAGCGAAUUUACAAAAUUCAAAUCAAAAACCUGAGCAGAUAAUUAAAAAAAAUGUAGAAGUGCCUAAAGAUGAUAAUACUUUCAAUAAUGCAAAGCCUGGCCAAAUAGAAAAUAAUAUGUGAAUUUAUAAUGACAAACAGAUUGAGGAAGUACUACAAAGUGAACAAAUGUGACUCAUUUGCUUCUAUAAAUCUUACGGAGAGGUUUCUCAGAAAUUAAAUGCCCAGUUACCUAGAAUAGCUGCGUUUUUCAAAGACCAGGUUAAUGUAGCAAAGGUUGAUGCAGAAUUGAAUCCUCAAUAUGUCUUAAAAAAUAAAAUUACACAAUUUCCUUCACUAAAACUGCUUAACUCCCCCACUUUAAAUUGGAAAAUCCUAUUUCGAUUUAGAAGAGUUAAUUUUUUAAUAAAAUUAUUAUUAAAUUUUUCUAUAAAAAAUUUGUAAAAUCGUAAAUGAGUAAAUGAGUGAAUAAUUUGAAUUUUAAUUUAUUUUUAUGAAGAAUAAUUAAAAGAAUUAAUCGAUUCAGCGUGAAAAUUAAUUAUAUAACAUUCUAUUUGUACUUUCUUCAAUAAAAUAGGUCAAAAUUAAUUUCAUAAAAAUUAGUAUUUUCAUCUAUUUUUUUAAAAUUUUUUUUUAGGAUUUUUAAGAAAUAUAAAUUGAACACAAUAGUUUGAAUUUUAAUUUAUUUUUAUGAAGAAUUAUAUAAAAAAAUUAAUCGAUUCAGCGUAAAACUUAUUUAAAUGACAUUAUUCUUGCAUUUUUUUAUUAAAUUGGGUUGAAACAAAUUUUUAAAAACAUUUUUUAAAAUUUAAAAGAAUAAAAAUUGAGAAAUAGUUUAAGAAAAUUAAUCGAUUCAGUGUGGGAAAUUUGUAUUUUUCAACUUAAUUUUUUUUUAAACUUUAAAAAGAAAUAAAUUGAGCCCAAUUGAUUUAUUUUUUUUUAUGAAGAAUUAAAUAGAUAAAAAUUAAUCAAUUCAGCGUGAAAAUGUUCAAAAAUGUUUUCCUUGCAUUUGGUAUAUUAUAUUAGGUCAACACUAGUUUUAUAAAAAGUAGUACUUUCAAUGAUAAAAUUUUCAUAUUAAAAAAAAUUAUUCAAAUUUAAAGUAGGGUUAAAGUACCCAAAACAUGAAAAUGCUACCAGUUUUUUGUUCUAAUUUAAAGGGAUGGAGGAAGAAAAAUUUUGAGUUUGAGAUAAACUCAAUUAUCCCUGGAGAAAUAAUCACGAUUGUUCAAGACAAAUAUGAUGAAUCAAAAUACCAACCAAAGAUACCUCAGAUAGUGAGUCAAUCUCAAUUUGAAACCUCUUGCAGGGAAUCUAUUUGUAUGAUAGCUUUUAUUCCAAAUUUGCGCAAUAGUGAUUUAGAAGAUAGGUUUGACUUUAUUGAUAUAUUAUAUGACUUGUCAACUAGGGAACGAGCACACAGCAUGAAUUUCUUAUGAGCAGAGCAAGAUCAAUUUUCUGAACUUGAAGCAGUUUUAGGGAUAUCUUCAUUUCCUACUUUAGUAUCAAUAGGACUGAAAAAAUCAAAAUUCGCAGUAAUGAAAUCACCAUUAAAUAAAAUAGAUGCUAUCGAUUUUUAUAGUAAAGUCUUAAGAGGUGGAGUGCCGCUAAAAAAAUACAUAUCAUUACCUCUAAUUCCUACAACUGAUGUAUGACAUAUUAGUUUUGAAAGUAAGAGAAAUGAGAAAAAUCAUGAUUAA